Daldinia vernicosa is the source of this 492-nucleotide messenger RNA. RefSeq lists its product as uncharacterized. The record is from RefSeq and is a predicted model, not a curated record. NCBI's taxonomy places the organism in Eukaryota, Fungi, Ascomycota, Sordariomycetes, Xylariales, Hypoxylaceae. Bases 52 to 492 code for a protein of 146 amino acids. The transcript is spliced from 2 exons.
CCACAUCUAUGCUUUCUCAAUAGCUUGGCCUCUCAUGUGGUUGAGCCCACAAUGCUCCCAACUGGCCAGACUUUGUUAGAGAAGCUCAGUGACCCUUCUAAAUUUGAUACUACAGCUCAGUAUUAUCUAAUGAAGCUAGCCGCAUUCUUUGUCAUACAAGGGAUUAUCGAGCAGCUCAAGGAGCGUGGAGAAGCCGAUGGAAUAAUCAUCAACGCCUGCUGUCCCGGCUUGUGUAAAACCAAUAUGGCGCGGGAGUUUCCACUAGUCUAUAAAAUUAUGAUGAACAUAUUGUACUUUUUCGUCGGACGAACUGCCGAGGCUGGGAGCCACACUCUCGUCAGCGCUACCGGGUUGGGCCCAGAGAGCAGUGGAAAGCUGUGGAGAAAUGGCAAGUAUACCGAGCCGGGGGAAGUAUUAAAAAGUGAACGUGGCCGCAAACUCUAUCGAGAAACCUGGCAUGAAAUUCUGUCUAUUCAACAAAACCAUCUUUAA